Melanotaenia boesemani (Boeseman's rainbowfish) is the source of this 3038-nucleotide messenger RNA. RefSeq names its product voltage-dependent calcium channel gamma-2 subunit-like. Gene Ontology annotation, biological process: calcium ion transmembrane transport; regulation of AMPA receptor activity; transmission of nerve impulse. NCBI's taxonomy places the organism in Eukaryota, Metazoa, Chordata, Actinopteri, Atheriniformes, Melanotaeniidae. Gene Ontology annotation, cellular component: AMPA glutamate receptor complex; postsynaptic density membrane; voltage-gated calcium channel complex. Gene Ontology annotation, molecular function: channel regulator activity; voltage-gated calcium channel activity. Bases 317 to 1285 code for a protein of 322 amino acids. The transcript is spliced from 4 exons. The record is from RefSeq and is a predicted model, not a curated record.
CUUUGUAGCAGAGGGUUUUGUUGUCAUCAUCAAAGUGUGUUCAACCUGUGUGUUGGGCCAAACAACAAAUAAUCCGCCUCAAAUCUUCACCCUUAUCUUAUUUUUCACCUGUUGCUGUAUCCCCCAAAAACCAAUCAUACGAUUUCCCCCGAGCUCCCCUAAUUCCCCCGCCCCCCCAGCCAUCCCCCGUUACCGUCGUCCACCCAACACCGCCCACCUCCCAUUGUCCGAGCUGGCGUGGCGACGCAAACUUUCAAAUAUUUACUUUCUGUACAUCAAGAGGAAAGGGGGCCCCCCUUUCGUGGAAUGCAGCAACAUGGGGGUGUUUGAUCGCGGAGUUCAGAUGCUGCUGACCACAGUGGGGGCCUUCGCUGCCUUCAGCCUCAUGACCAUCGCUGUGGGGACAGACUACUGGCUGUACUCACGUGGCGUUUGCAAGAUCAAGAGUACCAACGAAAACGAGACCAGCAAGAAGAAUGAGGAGGUGAUGACGCACUCGGGUCUCUGGAGGACCUGCUGCCUGGAAGGUACUUUUAAAGGCAUGUGUAAGCAAAUAGAUCACUUCCCCGAGGAUGCUGACUAUGAGGCGGAUGCUUCAGAGUACUUCCUACGCGCUGUACGAGCCUCCAGUAUCUUCCCCAUCCUGAGUGUGAUUCUGCUCUUCAUGGGGGGGCUUUGCAUCGCCGCCAGCGAAUUCUACAAGUCACGCCACAACAUCAUCCUCAGUGCUGGCAUCCUCUUCGUCUCUGCAGGUCUGAGCAACAUUAUAGGAAUCAUUGUGUACAUAUCAGCCAAUGCUGGCGACCCUUCUAAGAGUGACUCCAAAAAGAACAGCUACUCCUAUGGCUGGUCCUUCUACUUUGGUGCCCUCUCCUUCAUCAUGGCUGAAAUGGUGGGUGUACUGGCUGUGCACAUGUUUAUCGACCGCCAUCGGGAGCUACGAGUGGGCGCACGAGCUGCCGACUACCUCCAAGGUGCAGCCAUCACACGCAUCCCCAGCUACCGUUACCGUUAUCGACGCCGUUCACGUUCCUCAUCCCGUUCUACAGAUCCCUCGCACUCUCGCGAGGCAUCGCCAGUGGGUCUAAAGGCCUUCGGGACGCUGCCAUCUACUGAGCUGUCUAUGUACACGCUGCCCAAGGGCCAAACGGGCACCCCGACAGCUACCUAUAACUCCAUGGAGAGGGACCACAACUUCCUGCAGGUCCACAACUGCAUUCAGAAGGACCUGAAAGACUCGAGCGGCCACAGCAACACUGCUAAUCGACGCACUACACCUGUAUGAAACAGAGAUGAACCACAGACAUUGACAGAAAUUAGAGGGAAGAUGUGGAAAAGCAACAGAGGCAAAAAUGGGAAGAGACAUGGGCAUAAAUGGAUAAAUUUACUAGUGAGGGUUAUGUUCUGAGAGCUCCACAGCACCUCCGAUAAUCAUUGAAUUUCUGUUUUAAAAAAUGGAAAGAGAGUAAAAAUGCAUUUAAAAAAAGAAACAUGCAUGAUUUUCCCAUAAACCAUUGUUUAACAAGAUUUGGACAUGUUUGUAACGAGUUGAAGUGGUGAUGAAUCGGGAGGAGAGACUUCCGGGAUGCUGGGUUGUGGUGGGUGGUGGUUGUUUUGGGGCUGUGGAACCAUGGAGUGGUGGGCUGGGCCACACUGCCUGUUCAAAGGCGAACUUUAUAUUUUUUACUUUUCCUCAGUCUGAACAAAAGGGGGCAUAGUCUUCCCCUUGGCCCAGCCUAUGAACCUGCCCUUGCACUAACAUACAACCAGCUUCCCCACACAUACUCUAUAGACACCCUUAUACCCAACUCCUUUGUUUAGUUGCUGUAUCUUCUUAAUUUUAUUCUUUAAUCACAAUAAUACUGUGAACCAUUGCGGUGUGGGAUUCAAGCAGGGAGCAUUCAGGCCGCAAAAAAAUCUAUAGAUAUAUUUAAAAAAGAAAAAAAAAAACACAUAAGUUAAUAUAUGUAUUGAUUAUAUAUAAAUAUAUGAAUAUAUAUGUUAAUAUAUCAUGACUAGACGUCCCUGGCGCAAAAAAAUAUCAAAAGGGAAAAAAAAAGCUGAGUAACUUAUGAGUUACUGUAGUAAAACUGUAUCAAGUCAUCAUGGAAACUAAACCAAGAAAGAAGAUUCAGUGUGACUGGCUCAUUUGAUGGCAAAGCCUCCUGCCUGCUUGAUAAACAGAUAUUGGUUAUUACUAGACACAUUAUUACAUACUUUUACAACAACGAAAAACAAAAGAAAAAAAAAAAUCUUCUGGCAGUCCGCCAAAAGCCUUGGCAGCCAUCUUUGUUAAGGGUCAACUAACGGUGAAAAGUUGACAACAUUUUUCUUUAUUGUUUUUCUUUUUGUUUUGUUUUGUUUUUGUUUUUUUUUUGUUUGUUUAUUUUUACCCCACAAAGGGGCAGAGUGAAGAGAGAACUCUGGCUGUGGGAUAAUCUCUCUGCAAACUUGAAGACGACUGUGGACAAUGAAACGUCACUACUGCCAAAGACACAAAGUAGUACGUGAGCGAGCACGGCUACCAUCGAGCUGAAGCAAAGUGACUCCAAAAAAAUUAAGAAUUUACAUGCAUGCUGAUCAAAAUCAUCCAAUCUGCUUUUAAGGAAUCUUUGUUUUGAAAACUAACAAUGAUAUCAUGUAAGGGCAGUGGGAAAAUAGAACUUAAUGUUACAGUACUGUGUCUCUUCAAAGAUUUUUUGUCUUAUUUUUUUUCUUUUGAGUGGGGAUUUGGGGGGGGGGGCUUCAUUGCGCUUGAAACAAAAACAAACUUUGGAAACCGUAUCAAAGCUAUUUUUAAACAGAAGGAAAAUCUUAUAAUGCCUUUUUGUUUCAAUAGUUUUUUUCACAGUUCAGUUAAACUCACACAGCCUUAGUCUUUUUCUUUAUAUCAUUUCUUGCUCUUUGGUUUUACAUUGUGUUGUUGUAAAUGAGAAUAUUAAAAAGCGUAAUAUCUUUCAAGGUGCCAAAAAUGAAUGAUUCUGAACUUGGAUGCAUCAAGUCCUGAUGACAAAUAAAAAUUGACCCCUCACCCUGUA